This is a messenger RNA of Apus apus (common swift), 629 nucleotides long. Its product is annotated as cytochrome c oxidase assembly factor 3 homolog, mitochondrial. Gene Ontology annotation, biological process: mitochondrial respiratory chain complex IV assembly. The transcript is spliced from 2 exons. NCBI's taxonomy places the organism in Eukaryota, Metazoa, Chordata, Aves, Apodiformes, Apodidae. Gene Ontology annotation, cellular component: mitochondrial inner membrane. Bases 23 to 337 code for a protein of 104 amino acids. The record is from RefSeq and is a predicted model, not a curated record.
CACUGCGCGUGCGGCGGGGAAGAUGGCGGCGCCGCAGGAGCCGGGCGGCGGGGCGGCCUUCGCGCGGCGCAUCGACCCCGCGCGGGAGCCGGGGCUCAGCCCCGAGCAGCGCCGGCUCAUGGCGCAGGUGGAGAGCGCCCAGCGCUACCGCGCUCUGCAGCGGCGGCUCCGCAGCCGGAACACGCUGCUGGGACUCGGCAUCGGCGCCUUGACGAUCGGCAUUUACGGCUACACCUUCUACUCGGUGUCCCAGGAGCGGUUCCUGGACGAGCUGGAACAGGAGGCCGAGGCGGCGCGGGCACGGGCCCAGGCGCGGGCCGAGGCUGCAGCGAGCUGAGCACGGACAGCCCGGCCCGGCCCCGGUAAACCCCGCGAACGAGCAUGGACGGGCCUCAAGCACCGAGGGAUCGCCUGGCCCUCAGUACGGGACAGCUGCCCGCAGGGCUCCGGGCCGGCGCAGCACUCGGUGCGGCCCGGGGAUACGUACGGGGGGGUCUCCUGCAGGCAGGGCCUCCUCCUCUGCAGGCAGCCGCCCUCGUCCUGAAUUGUGGGCAGGGUUUUUUCCAGAGACCCGCCUCGGGGGCGGGCAGGGGUGCUCGACUCUUUCCACAAUAAACACCGUGUCCAGG